Molecule: messenger RNA, 1146 nt
Organism: Mesocricetus auratus (golden hamster)
Lineage: Eukaryota; Metazoa; Chordata; Mammalia; Rodentia; Cricetidae
Gene: Srgn
Product: serglycin
Exons: 4
Coding region: 250-744 (164 amino acids)
Biological process (GO): negative regulation of bone mineralization; secretory granule organization
Cellular component (GO): secretory granule
Source: RefSeq, a predicted model, not a curated record
UAAGCUUUCUCUAUUCCAACUGUGCCAAGUGGCAGGCACUUAGAUCUCCCUGGAAAGAGAAUCUCAGCUGGUCCCACUCCUGUUCGAGCAGUCCAGGAAGGCUAGGCACAGGGCUCGGAGGCAGGAAGCGGUGACGUGUGCUCUUGGGCAGGGUCUGAGGUUUUGGAACCUUUUUCUAAAAGGGACGGGGAGAGCACCCUGCAGCAUUUGCUAACCAAGAGGCUGGCGAGUUGGGCUGAGCUGGUCAGGAUGAGGCAGGUUCCCAUGGGCAGCAAGCUUAUCCUGGUUUUCGCCUUCAUCCUGGUUUGGGGAUCUUCAGUUCAAGGUUAUCCUGCUCGGAGAGCCAGGUACCAGUGGGUACGCUGCAAUCCAGACAGCGUCUCUGCAAACUGCAUGGAGGAGAAGGGACCACUCUUUGACCUAAACACAGAUGGAUCCAACAACAUCAACCCUCCAAUGGCCAAUCCUGUUCUGAUAAGAGGAUUCCCAAGUGAUUUCUUCCCUAUUACUGAAGACUAUUCUGGGUCAGGCUCGGGUUCUGGCUCGGGCUCUGGAUCUGGUUUGGGUUCUGGCUCUGGCUCCGGCUCUGGUUCCGGCUCCGGCUCAGGAAGUGGCUUCCUAGCUCACAUGGAAUCGGAAUACCAGCCAGCAGUUGAAAGCGAUGGUGUCUUUUUCAACUACAGGCCUUCCGACAGGAUGCUCCAGGAGAAUAACCAAGAGCAACCAGAAGAUUUUAUUAUAUGAAAAUGAUCAUUUCUGUUUCCCCAUCUCCACACAGAACAAUGUAUUCAGUAUACUUUGUAUACCACGCUUAGAUGAUGAGUCUUGGGAAAAACAGUUUUACAGAAAACUUAAAAUGCCUGGAAAAGACUCUUAAAUCCUAUCACCCUUUCCUCAUGAAUUCUUAAGGAAUUAAACUUUAAUGCUGUCAUUGUUCUAGAAAAUAUCUGCAUUUAUAAGUGUGUUGAAUCAACAUCAUGAAAUUAACUCAUACCCCCCAUCUGCUGUUUUUUAAAAAUUUAGUUUGAAGAGAAAAUUGAUGAACAAUAUUUCAUACCUAAAGUGUUCAGGAACUCAACUCACAUUGUGAAUUACAGAAAUACUCCAUUUUAUGAUUAAAAAUAAUAAAAUGAAACAGUGACCUUC